AAUCUAAAUUCAAUAAGAUCGGAUCUAUUGCAUUCAUUUCUUGGUGAUGAUCUGAAUUCUCAGAAGAUGAUGGAUAAUUAUUUAAUAAAGAGCGAGGUGAUGGAUUACUUCCUCUUGCAGAUAAAGAUAAAGGCAUCGUAUUAAAAUUCGUAUUAGAAUUAGGACCCAGAUGAUGAUUAUACCCAUUCAAGACAUGUAAAGCGGGUACAGGAUUCGUACUGGAGUCUGGCCAAGUUGGACCAGGUUGGUAAGGUAGUGUGUUAGCAUGAGCUUGAUCAGAUCCGAAAGAUGGGAUCGAAUAAGAAGGUGAAUGAGCAAGAAUAGGUUCUCUUUGGUCUUCUGUUCUUCGAUCUUGAUGAUGACGGUUCAAACUCCAAAACUUUUCAUUAUGUGAUUUGAGAUCUUGAAUAGGACUGAUCAAGAAUCGAUCAGAAGCAGCUGAAUGUAAACCACCUGUUUGAUGAUCUGGAUGAGCAGUCAAACCAUUCGAUUCAUGAUGAUGAUGAUGAUGAUGAUCAAGAUCUAAGAGUGUAUCAUCAUGAUAUAAUCCAUGAUCACCAAAAUCAGAACCCAUCUGUAGAUCAUCUUCAAAUUCCCUUUGUUGAUCUCUGGAACGUUUCCUUUUCAAAACAAAGAACCCACAAGUUCCAAUCGCAAUGACCAAAGCCGCUCCGAUUCCCAAGAUAACUCCCACUAAUGCACCUGUGUUUGAAAGCCAAUGGUUUGAUGAAUUUGAAUUGGAUGCAUUUAAAUUAGGAUUCGUCACUUGAGUGGGUUUCAAAAGUACGGUUGAGAAUGAAGUGAGUUGAGUAAAAGGUACUAGAGUGGUGAUAGUUUGAAUACUACCAUCAGCUUGAGAUGAUAAGAUAUGAGAGACGGAUGAAAGGAUUUGAGUGAAGAUCAAGUUGGUGGUGAUAGUUUGAGUACUGGUGAAAGUUGAAAGUUGGGUAGUUAACCUGAUUGAAGUUGAGGUGACAGUGAUUGAAGUUGAACUUUCGAUUAAAGUAGUUGAUUCGAUUGAAGUUGAAGAUGGAGAUGGAGCUGAAGUUGAAGUUUGAAGAUAGAGUUAAAGUAGGUAUGAUUGAAGUUGCUGUAGUAGGGAUCGGAAUGAAAGUUGAAGUGAUGGUAGGAAAUGAGAAUGGAAUUGAAGAUGAAGUAGGGAUUGGAUUGAUUGAAGUUGAAGUAGGAAAGAAUGAAGUAGGAUCAUUGGUUGGUAAAUCUAAAGUUGAAGAUGGUAUUGAAGUUGAAAUGAAAGUUGAAGAUGGUAUUGAAGAUGGUAUUGAUGAAGUUGAGAUUGAAGUUGAGAAUGGUAUUGAAAAUGAAGUUGAUAGUUGA
Molecule: messenger RNA, 1335 nt
Organism: Melampsora larici-populina 98AG31
Lineage: Eukaryota; Fungi; Basidiomycota; Pucciniomycetes; Pucciniales; Melampsoraceae
Exons: 1
Coding region: 1030-1335 (101 amino acids)
Source: RefSeq, a predicted model, not a curated record